UAUAAUAAAAGGUAAAACAGACAGAUUGUAAAGAAUUGUGAUGUUAAACUUAUAAGAUGGCUUCUUUCUGGUUAUUUUUAAUAUACAAAGACUCCAUCAAUUUGUCUGUUUAAAAUGGAUUGUAUUUAAAGACUAGAUUAACACGCAAACGAAAUUGUAAAGCACGAAUUUGAACAUGGUGAAGUACACAACAUUUACCGUGGGAGUUGUUGCUUCCAUGUUCUUGUUACUCGCCUGUGUUGGCAUGGCAACAUUUGCUCAAUUAUCCCAAACAUGGUGGCUUAUCGAGACAAAUUCUUCUAUAAUUUACGAUUUUGGAUUGUACAAAAUUUGUGCACGCAAUGCAAGCAAAAAAACUUGUUAUCAUUACGACGAACACAACAUUGGAUCGUCGGUGAAUAACAGAAUUCAGGACCUGGAUUUAAAGACCUUAACAACCGAAACAACAGCCGGCCAAACAGUUUGGUUGCUAUCAAUUUUUGCCAUUAUUUCACAUUUUCUAUCAUGCUGUCUUGGGCUCAAAAUAACCACCACAUCUUUGAAAGAGAAACCUGUACUAAACUUUAUACGCUACCAGUUGGCAAUUAUACUAGUUGGAAUGAUAUGCAACAUCGCAUGCGUCGUCACGGCUUACACGAUGAAAGAAGAUGUACUGGACAAUGGCGUAAAAUUUCUCAUAAAGCGUGGAUACUUGGCUGAUGCUGGAAAUUCAUCCGCAGGAACAGGAUUGAAAUUACAAGUCGCGUCUUCUAUUACAAUAAUUGCUCCUUGUGUGAUCUAUCUCAUCUUAGUGGAACGUGCGAGACGAUGCCAAGUUAUUUAUAAAAAUAAAACGUGCCAUACAACUUUAAACUCACCAAACACACUUUCUCGUUUCUUAUAGUAUAUUCGCUACUAGUUUGAUGGGUAUCUGUGUUUAUUGAGUAGUAGCCACAUAGUUUGCAAAGCAUUCUGCUGAGUAAACGGUCAUGUUAUUAACAAUGGGAUCCACUCUGUUUGUGCCACUGAUUUUGUGAUGGGGUUAACAAACCUCCUUUAGAAAACCUAACAAGGAAAACCCUUAGAGUUUUAAGCAAAUUCUAUCUAUAUAAAAAAAUUAGCGUGUUUUGAUCUUUUUACACCAAGAUUGGCUUUUUCCCAAUUUUUCAGCCUAGCGGAUAUCCUCGUUUCUAUGUACUAUUGGCUUAAGCCGUUUUUUAUUAUACAGACGGCGAGGGAAAAUCCCCUUGAAAAAAUGUCGCCUAGUAAAGUGUAUGGUUAAUUUUUAAUACACGAAAAAAGAAAAAAAAAUAUGUAUUUGA
This is a messenger RNA of Hydractinia symbiolongicarpus, 1301 nucleotides long. RefSeq lists its product as uncharacterized. NCBI's taxonomy places the organism in Eukaryota, Metazoa, Cnidaria, Hydrozoa, Anthoathecata, Hydractiniidae. Bases 176 to 883 code for a protein of 235 amino acids. The record is from RefSeq and is a predicted model, not a curated record. The transcript has 3 exons.